Molecule: messenger RNA, 1254 nt
Organism: Caenorhabditis elegans
Lineage: Eukaryota; Metazoa; Nematoda; Chromadorea; Rhabditida; Rhabditidae
Gene: fbxa-197
Product: F-box domain-containing protein
Exons: 3
Coding region: 24-1142 (372 amino acids)
Source: RefSeq, marked reviewed
CAAAUUUCAGGUAAUAAAUUGAAAUGUCCGCCGCACUACGCGAAAAUGAGCUCAUUAUCAGAGCAUGCGUACUCUACGAAGCUCUCGACGAUAAACCAAUCUUUGAGUCCUACAAGAACUUCUGCAGAAAAGUUGGAAAGGAUGCUAUGACACAUUAUGAUUUCGAUUUUUGGUUUUAUCGAUUUCGUGAAGGAAAUCACGAUUUGCAUUAUGAUAGAAGAUUAGCUCUAAUGAAAGUUUCACGAAAUUUUCGAGUCGUAACUCAGAGCUGCAAAGUUGUAAUGAAACGGCUUUCGGUGCAGCAAGAUGGAUAUGAGGAGUAUUCGGAACUAGUUUUUGAUACCCGCCACCAGAUCAAUUAUUGGCCGGAAAAUGGUGAAUGUAUGGUCGAAUAUGUCAAUAGAUUCGAUGAAUCGCACCAAAAGCCACCGAAAUUUCUUGCUGGCGAAGAUUACAUGGAAUUACACAGAAGAGAUCUCGAAUUGAUCAUGAAAAAUCGUCGAGUUCAAUUAAAGACUUUCCAUUUCACAAUUGCUGGUGUUAAAGAAGGUUUACAUGAGAAAUGUAUAGAGGAUCUCGAGAAUAUUCUGAAAUCGGCGAAGAGUUUGACGGCAAACGCUGUAGAAACAAUGCUGCUCUCUUACUCGGAGUUUGCUUCGCUAUUAUCAAUCUUCCCUGCUGAACAUUUGCAAAAAAUUAAUUAUGAUGGAGACACUGGACCUGAUGAAUUCGGAUAUAAGCAUCUCGUUACAAUGGAUCAAUGGAAAAUGGCUAGGGAAUUUAAUCAUUCAAUUGGAGAAUUGGAUAUUCCGUUCGAGAAUUUUCUGAAUUUCGAUAGUUUUUGUGUUCAAAUUUCGAGGUUCACCAGAAAUGAUGCCGUCAAACUUCGAAAUAUGAUUGAAAGAUCCCCCAAUUUCAAGAGCGCUCAGAUCUUUGCGAAGGACAUGGACGCUAUCAGAGAGAAUUCAAUCUUUUUGCCCGACGAUAGUGACAGUGACUCGGAUGAUGAUCCAGUUUUUGGAGUAUACAAUAUUCGUUAUACGACAUCUGAUGAACGACUCUUCUAUAUCAGAUUUUAUCGCUCUAGUCUUUAUAUUAAAAAAUCCGACUGGAACCCAAAGUAUGACUUUACCGAUUUCUAGUUCGUUUAAUUUAAUUUUUGUUGUUUUUCUAGUUAUAAUUUUUGUUGUUUUUCCUAGUUAUAAUUGUUGUUGUUUUCGAAUUUUAUUCAAUAAUAUUUGUGAAAAGAUUGUU